This is a messenger RNA of Triplophysa rosa, 1144 nucleotides long. RefSeq names its product urokinase plasminogen activator surface receptor-like. The transcript is spliced from 5 exons. Lineage: Eukaryota; Metazoa; Chordata; Actinopteri; Cypriniformes; Nemacheilidae. The record is from RefSeq and is a predicted model, not a curated record. The coding region runs from base 71 to 610 and encodes 179 amino acids.
CUCUUUUGAUCGUCCCUAAGAGACCAUUGAAAAGGGCUUGUCAUGUCAUUCACCUCCUGACUGACCAAACAUGCAUCUGAACAUCUUCACCGUUCUACUUUUCGCUCUUUUUGCUGAAGGACACUCGCUCAAAUGUUAUCAGUGCACAGGUCUGCUGGGUUCUUGUGUGAAGGAAGAGAUUAAGUGUUCCACUGGAGAUGCUGUAUGUGCAAGUCAAACAACGGUACAAUCCAUUGGAGACGCUUCACAAAGCAUGCAGAUAAAAAGUUGCACUGAGCCAAAGACGUGUGUAAAUGGAUCUCUCAACCUGGGCAUUACAAGAACAGCAAAAACUAUGCAGUGCUGUAACACAGACUUCUGUAAUAGCCGAGAUACUUCAGAUACCAGCUCUAAAAAGCCCAAUGAAAAACAAUGUUACUACUGUAAUAAGAACAGUUGCUUUAACAAAUUAAGCUGCGCAGGAACUGAAGACUACUGCAUUAAUGCAAAAGCAAAUUCGGAAUCUAUGACAAUGACUGUUAAGGGAUGUGCAUCGAAAUCCAUGUGUGAUGUCCAAUCACAAAUAACUCAAGAAUAUAAAGACAUCUCAUGCUGUCAGGGGAAUCUGUGAAACAGCGCUAAGAGCAUCACUCAGAACCUCCUCCUCCUCUCAUGGCCGUUCAUCUCCUACAUCAUGUUUCACUGAAUUCAGCAGAACAUCACACUCAGUGAAUGCAACACAUUUGAUACUUUAUGGUGGGACUAAUAAAAAAUUGUGAAUAGGGAAUAGUUACUGAAGAUAUACUUUAGGCUCAUGAAUGCAACAACAGUCAGACAAACAUUACUCAAUAUGACCUGAAUUUUCAAUGUGUUUUCUUUCAUGUUAACACUUUCAUACAUGAAUUAUGAUGAUCUGAUUAGUUUUCAUUAGUGUUAUUAUUGUUUUAGAGCAUGGGAAAAACAAAAUUUUGAUCACUUUUCGAACAUCUGAAGAGAUGACAGUGUACAGGUUCACUGGUGUCCCUUAGUGCUUUGGCAGUAUUGCACCUGUACACAAUGAUGCCAAUAAAGCACCUUGAAUUCAAAUUUGGACAUACAGUAUGUGUUUUUUUUCCAAGGGUAUUUUACAUUUCCGGUUUUGGAUUUAGUAAACUACACUGAUCUG